Messenger RNA from Cynocephalus volans (Philippine flying lemur), 1439 nucleotides. It is a transcript of the gene RBMX, whose product is annotated as RNA binding motif protein X-linked. The coding region runs from base 177 to 1352 and encodes 391 amino acids. NCBI's taxonomy places the organism in Eukaryota, Metazoa, Chordata, Mammalia, Dermoptera, Cynocephalidae. The record is from RefSeq and is a predicted model, not a curated record. Gene Ontology annotation, cellular component: spliceosomal complex. The transcript is spliced from 9 exons. Gene Ontology annotation, molecular function: RNA binding. Gene Ontology annotation, biological process: positive regulation of mRNA splicing, via spliceosome.
CUAUAAAGUUUGCUGUCUCCUUUGUUCGCCCUCGUUGCGCAGCAGUGGUGGCGGUUUAUGUGUUUGGUCUUCGGAACCGUCCGCAGUCACUCGUGCUGAGCCGCUAGGAAGUGCCUGUCAGGGAGCUUGUAGGAGCUUGAGACGGUCGUCAUCCUUCCGAUUCUCACCGGGGAAAAAUGGUUGAAGCAGAUCGCCCAGGAAAGCUCUUCAUUGGUGGGCUUAAUACAGAAACAAACGAGAAAGCCCUUGAAGCUGUAUUUGGAAAAUAUGGACGAAUAGUGGAAGUACUCUUGAUGAAAGACCGUGAAACGAAUAAAUCGAGAGGAUUUGCUUUUGUCACUUUUGAAAGCCCAGCAGAUGCUAAAGAUGCAGCCAGAGACAUGAAUGGAAAGUCCUUAGAUGGAAAAGCCAUCAAGGUGGAACAAGCCACCAAACCAUCAUUUGAAAGUGGUAGACGUGGACCACCUCCCCCUCCAAGAAGCAGAGGCCCUCCGAGAGGUCUUAGAGGUGGAAGAGGAGGAAGUGGAGGAACCAGGGGACCUCCCUCACGUGGAGGGCACAUGGAUGAUGGUGGAUAUUCAAUGAAUUUUAACAUGAGUUCUUCCAGGGGACCACUCCCAGUAAAAAGAGGACCACCACCACGAAGUGGGGGUCCUCCUCCUAAAAGAUCUGCCCCAUCAGGACCAGUUCGCAGCAGCAGUGGAAUGGGAGGAAGAGCCCCUGUGUCACGUGGGAGAGAUAGUUAUGGAGGCCCACCUCGAAGGGAACCCCUGCCCUCUCGUAGAGAUGUUUAUUUGUCUCCAAGAGAUGAUGGAUAUUCUACAAAAGACAGCUAUUCAAGCAGAGAUUACCCAAGUUCUCGUGAUACCAGAGAUUAUGCACCACCACCAAGAGAUUAUACUUACCGUGAUUAUGGUCAUUCCAGUUCACGUGAUGACUAUCCAUCAAGAGGCUAUAGUGAUAGAGAUGGAUAUGGUCGUGAUCGUGACUAUUCAGAUCAUCCAAGUGGCGGUUCCUACAGAGAUUCAUAUGAGAGUUAUGGUAACUCACGUAGUGCUCCACCUACACGAGGGCCCCCGCCAUCUUAUGGUGGAAGCAGUCGCUAUGAUGAUUACAGCAGCUCACGUGACGGAUAUGGUGGAAGUCGAGACAGUUACUCAAGCAGCCGAAGUGAUCUCUACUCAAGUGGUCGUGAUCGGGUUGGCAGACAAGAAAGAGGGCUUCCCCCUUCUAUGGAAAGGGGGUACCCUCCUCCACGUGAUUCCUACAGCAGUUCAAGCCGCGGAGCACCAAGAGGUGGUGGCCGUGGAGGAAGCCGAUCUGAUAGAGGGGGAGGCAGAAGCAGAUACUAGAAACAAACAAAACUUUGGACCAAAAUCCCUGUUCAAAGAAACAAACAAACAGUGGAAACUAUUCUGUCAUAACUACCCAAGGACUAC